Salvelinus namaycush (lake trout) is the source of this 1247-nucleotide messenger RNA. RefSeq lists its product as uncharacterized. NCBI's taxonomy places the organism in Eukaryota, Metazoa, Chordata, Actinopteri, Salmoniformes, Salmonidae. The coding region runs from base 1 to 816 and encodes 271 amino acids. The record is from RefSeq and is a predicted model, not a curated record. The transcript has 6 exons.
AUGAGGAGCCAAGUUCAUCUCCAGCCACGGGUCCUCCACUUAGCCCUGGGUUCCAGACACCGGCUGCCCAUGCAUUGCGGUUCCCAGCACAGAGACCAGCCCAGCUCCUUUGGGGAGCCCCCACCUGGUCUUGAGUGGGAGCCCACCAUGGCUUCCUCCACGGGGGCCGCUUCAUCCUCCGCCCUGAGGUCCCAUCCUCGCCAGCAAGUCCCUGCCUGUGAGGUCCACCCUGGCUCCGUCGGGGAGCCCCAACCUGCCAGUUGUGAAGAACCCUCUGCAGUUCUAGCCCAGGGUCUACAGUCACACCCUGCCUGGGGAGCUAUGCUGUCUUCUCUGGAGAACACGUCUGUUCCAGCUGUGCUUCCUCAGCGGCCAGGAUUUCGGCACCAUAGAAAAGAGAACUAUGUGUGCCGCGACGUCCUGUCCCGGCAGUCUACAGAGUGUAGUGAGGUCCAGGAAGUGAGCCAGUCCCAGCUGCAGCAGCCCAGGGUGAAGCUGAACGGCUCCACGGUGGAGACACCCAGUCACCACGACCUGCACCGUGAACUGUUGGUCAGCACCAAACGAGGUCUGUUGCCAGGAGAGAAGCCUGAGCUGAAGCGAGUCCUGGAACAGAGGAGGCUGGAGCAGCACAGAGAGCAGGAACUGGCUCUACAGCCUCCUCUGGAACUGGAGACUGAGCUACGCAAGAGACAGCAGAUACUACUGGAGUAUGAGCAGGAGGAGAUCAGGCGCCGGGAGGAGCAGGAGAGAGAAGUCCCUGAGUUUGUACGCGUGAAGGACAACCUGAGGCGCACACAGAUGUCUGGGCAGUGACGACCACUUGACGUUCCGUCCCUUCCCAUCAGCCCCCGCCUCUCACCACGGAGGCCCUGGCUGCGGCCCGUUUCUUCACCCAAGAGUCCAAAGAGUGCACUUGUUCACCUCCCUCACCACAAUGGUUCUGCCAUUGCAAUGAAUCCAUCCUCCUGUUUCUCCCUCCACCAGCCUCCACUGCGAUCCAUAUCCUACAGCUAUAUGAUGAGGACCAACUUCACUGCAGCAAGUUAUUGAAAAGACUACUCCUAGGACUGAUAUGCAUCUCUUGCUGGACUGUUAUACUGUGUGGAAAAAGGCAAAUAAGCAAUGUAGGAAAACCAGUCAGUAGGUUUGAUAUAAAGAAUGUGAGUGAAAAUACAUAAACUCAGCAAAAAAAGAAACAUCCUCACACUGUCAACUGCGUUUAUUUACAGCAAACUUAACAUGUG